UAGAGAGAGAGAAAGAGAGAGAGAGAGGGGGAGCAGGAGAGAUAUUCUAUGGAAACUCUGUUUUUGCUUCCAAAUCGAAUCCGCCAAAGCUUCGUUAUUUUCGAUUUGAUUGCUUUUGCGUAUAGUUAUUAGGGUUCUAAGCUCUUCGGGAAAAAGUUCCCCCAAACACUUCAAAAAUUUCCCUUUUUUGGGAUUCUCAAUGGAUUUGUUUCAAACUAAAUCGGGUCUGUCUUCGGGUUUUACUAAAUCCUCAGUUACGGACGACUCGAUUCCGCUUCAAAUGGAAGCCGGCUUUCGCUACUCUGUCUCCCCCGUUCCGUUACAGUUGAUCGAUGAAAAAUUCGACGGUGUCCGUCGGUUAGAUAACGGCAAACGCAAAAAUCGGAUCGAAGAUGACGAAGAAAUUAGGAUUUGGGGGCGGUCCAUGUGUGUGAAAAGACAAAGGGAUCCUAUACCUGGUCUAAGUCUUUGUAAACAGUUUGCCCCCGAUCCCAGCCUGGACCAAAGACGAGCCGCGGUCAGGUCAUGGGGGAAUCAACGGUUAGAAGAGGCGGAUCCUGAAUUGAGUAAAAUCAUGGACAAGGAAAGACAAAGGCAAUACUUAGGAAUUGAACUUAUUGCUUCAGAGAACUUUGUAUGUCGAUCUGUGAUGGAAGCUUUGGGAAGCCAUUUAACAAACAAGUACUCUGAAGGAAUGCCUGGAGCGAGGUACUAUACGGGCAAUCAUUAUAUUGAUAAAAUCGAAACCUUAUGUCAAGAACGUGCAUUAGCAGCUUUUGAUCUUGAUUCCGAGAAAUGGGGAGUCAAUGUGCAGCCUUAUUCAUGUACUUCGGCUAAUUUUGCUGUUUAUACUGGACUUUUAUUGCCUGGUGAUCGAAUCAUGGGAUUGGAUUCGGCAUCUGGAGGGCAUAUGAGCCAUGGAUGUUAUAUGCCGAGUGGGAAGAAAGUAUCUGCUGCUUCGAUAUUUUUUGAGAGUUUUCCUUACAAGGUGAAUCCACAAACAGGGUUCAUUGACUAUAAUAAGCUUGAAGAAAAGGCGCUUGAUUUUCGGCCCAAGAUUCUCAUUUGUGGUGGCAGUUCGUAUCCUAGGGAGUGGGAUUAUGCAAGGUUCAGGCAAAUUGCUGAUAGAUGUGGAGCUGUGUUGAUGUGUGAUAUGGCUCAUAUUAGUGGUCUAGUGGCAGCUAAGCAUGUUCACCCCUGUCCAUUACAGGAAUGUGCCAGUCCAUUUGACUUCUGUGAUAUUGUUACUUCAACAACUCACAAAAGUCUAAGAGGCCCAAGGGGAGGUAUAAUCUUUUAUAGGAAGGUUUCAAAAUCAAUAAAACAAGGCAUGUGUCUCAGUAAUGGUUAUUCUGCUGACCCACUUGAUUUUGAGGAAAAGAUAAAUUUUGCUGUUUAUGCAUCAUUACAAGGGGGCCCUCAUAAUAAUCACAUUGCUGGUCUUGCCAUAGCAUUGAAGCAAGUGGCUACACCAGAGUUCAAAGCGUAUAUGCAACAAGUGAAGAAAAAUGCUCAGGCUUUGGCAUCUGCUCUGCUGAGGAAAAAAUGCAAGUUGGUUACGGGGGGCACUGACAACCACUUGUUGUUGUGGGAUCUCACUACACUGGGUUUAACAGGCAAAUGCUAUGAGAAAGUUUGUGAGAUGUGCCACAUCACUUUGAAUAAAACUGCUAUAUUUGGUGACAAUGGUGCUAUUUCUCCUGGAGGAGUGAGAAUUGGUACACCUGCUAUGACAUCAAGAGGUUGUUUAGAGUCUGAUUUUGAGACAAUUGCCGACUUCCUCUACACAGCAGCUGAGAUCACUAGUUCAGUGCAGAGGGAUCAUGGAAAAUCGCAGAAAGAGUUUCUUAAGGGCCUUCACAAUAAUAAAGAUGUUUUCGAUCUCCGUAUUCGUGUUGAGACAUUUGCCGCCCAGUUUGCAAUGCCUGGAUAUGAUUCUUGAAGAUUUAUAAGAUGGCAUUUCCUCACCUUUUAUGGUAAUCAAAAUUUAUUUUUACACAUCCAUGUGUCCCCCCAUUGAACUUGUGUGUAAAAUAAAUAAACCAGGUCAAACAGUUCUGCAUAUGCUUACAAAAAAAAAAACAUUCUGUAAAAA
Messenger RNA from Hibiscus syriacus, 2095 nucleotides. RefSeq names its product serine hydroxymethyltransferase 7-like. Gene Ontology annotation, molecular function: cobalt ion binding; serine binding; pyridoxal phosphate binding. The transcript has 4 exons. Gene Ontology annotation, biological process: L-serine catabolic process; tetrahydrofolate interconversion; folic acid metabolic process. Lineage: Eukaryota; Viridiplantae; Streptophyta; Magnoliopsida; Malvales; Malvaceae. Bases 200 to 1942 code for a protein of 580 amino acids. The record is from RefSeq and is a predicted model, not a curated record. Gene Ontology annotation, cellular component: cytoplasm.